Molecule: messenger RNA, 978 nt
Organism: Gymnogyps californianus (California condor)
Lineage: Eukaryota; Metazoa; Chordata; Aves; Accipitriformes; Cathartidae
Product: proto-oncogene Mas-like
Exons: 1
Coding region: 1-978 (325 amino acids)
Biological process (GO): G protein-coupled receptor signaling pathway
Cellular component (GO): membrane
Molecular function (GO): G protein-coupled receptor activity
Source: RefSeq, a predicted model, not a curated record
AUGAGCACAUUGUUCCCUGCCAUGGAAAGAGCCAGCCCUGCUUGCUGGAGCCAGCCCGGUGGGACAGCAGAUAACAGGAGUUGGCAUCACAGGCUGCUGAGGCAUGAGGACAAUCACUACAACUGGACUGACUGUGAAGCCAGUCACUUGAGCAAAGUCCCUGUCACGCUGCUCAUCUGCCUCUGCGGGCUGGUGGGGAACGGGGCCGUCCUCUGGUUCCUCGGCUCCCGCGUCCACAGGAACCCCGUCACCGUCUACGUCCUAAACCUGGCCGUCGCCAACUUCACCUUCCUCCUCUCCAUUGCCAUUGGCCUUGUGAUUUUUUACGGCCCCGAGAGCAUUUGUCACAGGCUGGGCUCACGGGACAUGACAACUGUGUUGAACAUUACCAUGCUCUUCGCUUUCACCGCCAACGUCUACCUCCUGACAGCCUUCAGUGCCAUGACGUCUCUGUCCGUCCUCCCCCCGGCCCGCUGCCCCUGCCACCGCUCCCGGCGCUUGCCAGUGUUCGUGUGUGCCCAGCUCUGGGCCCUCUCCUUCCUGCUCACUGUGACCCUACAAGACCCUGCGGCACUCGUUGUCUUCGUCCUGAGCUACCUCUUAUCGGUGCUCAUCCUGAUUUUUUCUGGUCUAACCCUGCUUGCCAGGGUCUUGUGCUGUUCAUGGCAAUAUCCUCCAAGGAAGCUCUGUGUUGUGGUCCUGCUAGCUGUCAUCUUCUUCCCCUUCUUCACUGCUGAUUUUGGUUACUGGCUCUUGCUAAGACUGUUUGAUUUUUCUGUUUUUGUCUUUGACACCUCUCUCCCGUUCGCCUGCGUGAACAGCAGUAUCAACCCUGUUAUUUACUUCUUGGUUGGGAGCUGUGCAAAGAAGUUCACGCUCUCUGUUAGGGUUGCUUUCCAGAGGGUUUUUGAAGAUGUAACGGAGCCCCCAAAUAGAGGCGAAGCUCCCAGAGAAAAUACAGUGGAGUCAGCUGUUUAA